Messenger RNA from Meloidogyne enterolobii, 1331 nucleotides. Lineage: Eukaryota; Metazoa; Nematoda; Chromadorea; Rhabditida; Meloidogynidae. The record is from the annotation of a GenBank genome assembly.
UUUUGACAAAAAGUUCUGUCCGCAAAAAUUGUCCGCAAAUUCUGUCCGCAAAAAUUCUAUCCGCAAAAAUUUUGUCCGCAACUUCUGUCCGCAAAUCUUACUCCUCCCCAAAAUUUUUUUUAAUUCCUCAAAAUUAUUUUUAAGUCAACGCCCAACAGUCCUCAACUCCCAUUCUUUAUAUUUUUCACGAUUUUUGAAUUCUUGUCGUGUUUUAAGAGAAUAAAGAAGUGUUUACUUUAAUCAUUUUUUGUUCGUUUUUAGUCAUCUUUUUUGAAAGGUUUUUUGCCUUAAAAAUAUUUUUUUUAAUUUUUAAAAAAUUUUUUCAGGAAUUUUAAGAAAAAAAUUAAUUUUUUUUAAAUAAAAUGUCAACAAUAACAGAAAUUACUAGAACAACAAAAACUGGAAUUUCUCGAAAUGUUGAUUAUGUUGGUUUUGCCAAUUUUCCAAAUCAAGUGUUCCGACGAUGCAUCAAAAAUGGAUUUGAAUUUACUUUAAUGGUUGUUGGCCAAUCAGGUUUGGGCAAGUCUACUUUCUUGAACACACUUUUUAUGGCCGAGUUGCACAAUUUGAAGAAGGAUAAGCCUAUUGAUAGCAAAUCUACAGUGAAAAUUGAAAGUAAAACAUUUAAACUUGCAGAGAAUGAUGUUCGUUGGGAACCAAUAGUUAAAUAUAUCGAUGACCGUUUUGCCGAUUAUUUGGCAGAAGAAACAAAAAUUGACAGAUCGCCACAAAUUGAAGACAAACGCGUUCAUUUGUGUGUUUAUUUUAUUCCGCCUACUGGACAUGGCCUUAAACAAUUGGAUAUUGCAUUUAUGCAAGCAUUACAAGAACGUGUAAAUAUUAUUCCAGUUAUUGCAAAAGCAGAUACUCUUUUGCCUUCAGAACUUGGACGUUUUAAACAGAAUAUAAUGGAUGAUAUGAGAAAAAACAACAUUUCCCUCUAUAAAUUUCCUGAAAAUAUGGAACAACAACAGCCACCUCCCCAACAACCUCCACACCAACAACAGCCUCUUAUAAACGGAACAACGACCAACGAUUUUUUAACUAAUGGAAAACCUCAUCAAAAUGGCAACAAUAAUUCUGCCUCUUCAGACCUGUCCAAACGACUUCCUUUUGCUAUUGUCGGUUCAACCCACAUUAAAGAAAUUUUGGUUGGAGGGGAACAACGUGCUACUAAACACAGAGUUAGGGUUAGAGAAUACCCUUGGGGAACAGUUGAAGUGGAUAAUUUGGCACACAAUGAUUUUAUGGCUUUGAGGGAUAUGAUAAUCAAAAAUAAUUUGAUUGACUUAAUUGAUGUUGGUAGUUUUUUGAAUUAUAGUGACAUUUGA